Strongylus vulgaris is the source of this 890-nucleotide messenger RNA. The record is from the annotation of a GenBank genome assembly. NCBI's taxonomy places the organism in Eukaryota, Metazoa, Nematoda, Chromadorea, Rhabditida, Strongylidae.
CUGCGCAACAUAGGACGAGUCUACUUUCUUUUGGGAAAUCACACUCAGGCUGUCGAGUACCUAGAGAAAGCCAUAAAAGGCAAUCCAAAUGAUCCUGUAAGGUUCUUCAAUCAAAGUAACAACAUGAAAAAAUCAUACUAUUGGUUAGCUCGUGCUAUCUACCAUUUGGAUACCGAUUUGUUCAAUCCUUGUGAAAAAGCUCGUGAUCUUCUCAUGCAGGCUCCUUCUCUAAAUAAUUCCGUUGAGCUGAUCGUAUUUCUGGCCAAAUUAAUGGCUGAACUGGGAGACACAACAGCGGCAAUCCAGGCUUAUGAACGAGCACUGCAGCUAGAGCCUGAGAAUCUUGAUGUGAUGUUCAAAAUGGGCAUGCUUUACUUACGCAACAAUAACGAGGAUCCAGCUUUUGCUAUGUUUGGAAAAGCUCUCAGUUACGAUUCUACACAUCAGCAGUGGCGUAAUUGUAAAGCAUUCAAACCGUUUUGGGUUCACUUUUGUGCGAAGUAUAAAGCACACAAAGAUGUAUUUACUUUAAGAGAAGUUUUUAAGAGCAUUUUGGCAGCUGGUUCCAUAAUGCAAGCACAUGGCGAUCAUGAUGUGGCCUUGAAUAAAUACAGGGUAGCAGCAGAUGCGUGUGAUUACAAUGGUUGUUUGUGGAACAACAUAGGCGUAUGCCUUCUUGCUAAAGGUCGCUUAGCACAAGCACAUUCUUGUCUUAAAAAAGCCUCCUUCAUUUGCCCACUGGACUACAAGUACGUUGUUUCUUUGCUUGAAAUGGUCAAAAAUCAAAUGCUUGACAAAUCUUAUACCAGUAUCCCACAACUGAUUAGUCGCAAUUGGUGCCCCACUGAUUACAAUCGAAUGCUGAAACAGCAUCGCUUUGUGUUGUAGAA